UCAGUCACUUCCGGUUGAUUUCGACACUAAACUUUCAACAACUCGAAAAUUCAGCGAUUUUUAGUGCUAGAUUUUUCAAGUAUGACUAGAUUUACUAAAUUCACUGGUGGUCAAAGAAAAAGACCUGAAGAGUCAACUAAAUGGGAAGAUCUAAAGCAAAAUCAGAAAAACACUGACAGAAGUAGUGCAAACAGGCAAAGGAAUCCUGGGCAAGCAAGUUCAGAGUUUCAUCACAGACAAGAUGCUAGUUGUGGGAAAUCCAGAGACGGUUUUAAAUUGAAAAAAUUUGGAUUUAGUGAUGAAAAGGAAAAAGAGUUGUUUACCAUGUUAAAGAAGGAGACCAGAAGUGACAACAGGAGGGUGAAAAGACAAAAGAAAAAACAAGACGAAAAGGUUUGUUAUAACUGUAGGGAGCCAGGCCACAAUAUGUCAGAGUGUCCAACAGCAAAAAAAGACAUUGAACAUGGAACAGGAAUUUGCUUUAAAUGUGGAUCUACAGAACACUCAUCUAGUUCAUGUAGAGUUAAAGUCAAGCCAGGAGAUUUUCCCUAUGCUAAAUGUUUUAUAUGUGGAGAAACUGGCCAUUUAUCUAAACAGUGUCCUGAUAAUCCUAAAGGAUUAUAUCCAAUGGGUGGGUGUUGUAAAGAAUGUGGGUCAGUGGAACAUUAUGUGAAAGAUUGUCCAGAAGCACAUGCCAAACAGGGAAUAGACAGUCUAACACUACCAACACUGGACAACUUCACAAGUGCUGAUGCAGAGGAAGAGUUGGUUGAUGUUAAACCACAGACGCUCAAGAAAAAAGUUCCCAAAUUUGUUAAAUUCUGAUUCUUUAUAAAAUGCCUAAAAAAAUGUUAUACUGUUGUUAUAUUAAAAAGUAAAUUAUUAUAAA
Molecule: messenger RNA, 889 nt
Organism: Mytilus californianus (California mussel)
Lineage: Eukaryota; Metazoa; Mollusca; Bivalvia; Mytilida; Mytilidae
Product: zinc finger CCHC domain-containing protein 9-like
Exons: 6
Coding region: 82-825 (247 amino acids)
Molecular function (GO): zinc ion binding; nucleic acid binding
Source: RefSeq, a predicted model, not a curated record